UAGCCAUUUUAACAUUAUUUGUUCCUUUAUUUUGAGAAUGCAUGUUGAAAUGGGUUCUUCAAAAAUAGGUCAUAUAGAAAUUAAUAUUCCUACUAAAUUUAAAGAUACAAAAAAUACAACCACCAAAGAACCAAAAAAUAAUGUAGAAAUUAAGGGAAAAUGGUUUAAGAAUAUGUGGAAGUUUUAUGUGGAUGAUAUAAAUAGAAUGAUAUUUCCAUUUAAAGUAGGUUUAGCAGUGUUUUUGGUUUCUUUGCUUGUUUUAAUUCCAGCUACUUAUCAGUUUUUUGGUGGCAAUAAUCUCAUUUGGGCAAUUCUUACUACUGCUAUAAUGUUCGAAUAUACUGUUGGAUCGACAUUUAGUAAAGGGUUCAACCGAGCUUUAGGAAGCUCAUUCGCUGGCAUAUUAGCCAUGGCUAUUGCUCAACUCGCCCUAUUCACAGGAAGCUCAAUCGGUGUCCCUAUCAUCCUAGGUGUUAGCAUAUUCAUUAUAGGAUGUUUUGAUGUAGGAGUAAUUACUUCAUUCAUGAAGAUAUGGCCAUCACUAGUACCACACGAGUACGCUUUCAGGGUCACAUUGUUCACGUUCUGUUUAAUCAUAGCUUCCGGCUACCGGAUAGGUCACCCUAUUAAGGUGGCUACGGACCGCCUUUACUCGGUGGCAAUCGGAGGAAUCAUAGCUAUUUUGGUGAAUGUGCUUGUAUGUCCUGCUUGGGCAGGGGAGGAGUUGCACAAGGAAUUGGUUGAUAGUUUCUAUGUGCUGGCUGAUUCACUUAAAGAAUGUGUGAAAAAAUCCAUGGAAAUUGAUGGAUCAGACAACACAAUAUUCUCGAGAACUGUUCUAGAUGAGUUUCCAGAUGAACCUGCAUAUAAAAAAUGCAGGAGUUUGAUUUCAUCUAACAAGUUUCAAACUUUGGCAAAUUCUGCAAAAUGGGAGCCUCCGCAUGGAAAAUUUAAUCAAUUUUCGUAUCCUUGGCCUCAGUACGUUAAAAUUGGUACCAUUUUAAGGCAUUGUGCUUCUGAAAUUAUGGCCAUUCAUGGAAUUCUGCACUCUGAAAUACAGGCACCUUACAAACUUCGAGUAUCAUGCAAGAAAGAGAUAACAGAAUUAACAGAUGAAGCAACAAAAUUACUGAGAUUAUUGGGCCAAGACAUUAACAAUGUUAAAAGAAGCCUUCAAACAAGCACAUCAAUUCUUUAUCAAUUACAUAUCUUAUCGGGCCGACUACAAUGGGCUGUAAAUCAACAUUUGUACCUAAACAUAAAGCCCAUUUUCAUUGAAGAGAUCCAGCCCAAUACCAAGCCUAAUGGUUUAGUUAUGGAUAAUAUGGCCCAAAAUGGCCCAUUAAAAUCCUCUUACCAUAAGAUGAUUAUGAAGAAGCAAUUAAAGAAACUACACUCUUGUCCAAUUAUUGAAGUUAAUCAUGGUUUAGAUCAAAUUGGAGUAAUUGAAAGUGGUUAUUGUGAAGUAAAUGAAAAAAUAGUUCAUAAUAUGAAGACAUUGGAGAGUAGUUCAGCAUUAUCACUUGCUGCUUUUGCUUCUUUGCUUGUUGAAUUUGUGGCAAAAUUAGGUCAUCUUGUUGAAAUAGUUGAUGAACUCUCUAAGAUGGCCAAAUUCAACCAAUAUGCAAUCAAUCCAAUUUAAUUUUUUGGGUUUUUGAUAUGUGGAGAAUAAUGACAUGGAAAAGAAUUAGCAAUAUUCUAACUAGAUAAUAUGUAAUUUAUGCUCACAUCUUGUAUCAAAAAAAUAUUUUUUACGAUGUCUGAA
This is a messenger RNA of Amaranthus tricolor (Joseph's coat), 1765 nucleotides long. RefSeq names its product aluminum-activated malate transporter 9-like. Lineage: Eukaryota; Viridiplantae; Streptophyta; Magnoliopsida; Caryophyllales; Amaranthaceae. The record is from RefSeq and is a predicted model, not a curated record. The coding region runs from base 38 to 1642 and encodes 534 amino acids. Gene Ontology annotation, biological process: malate transport. The transcript is spliced from 6 exons. Gene Ontology annotation, cellular component: plant-type vacuole membrane.